AGCGCAAGCGUCCAAAACCUCGUAUAUAAAAUUUUACACAAACUUAGUUUAAUACUCCAUUAUAGGUGCCAACAAUGGCGAUUAGAGCUACCCCAUCUGUCUCCAUAUAGUACCAAAAGCCGGCCGUCUACCGCCCUAUUCCGCUAUUCCUUUCCUCUCCCUCUCUUUCGUCCCUUCUAUUCUCCUCCUUCAGGAGAGGCUUUCUUUCGUUUAGUUGGAUAAAUUUUUUUUUGUUGUUGCUUUUUUCAAGUACGGAGGGAUCAAGGAUAAUAGUGAUUAGUUUUGGUCUGGUGGGAAACACUGAUCAUGGACGGGCGGUGCAGCACCGAGCUAUCACGUAAUUCCGAGCCUGAGGAGGUUGGAAUAGCGCCCGAGAAUAACGCCCCGAGCCCGCUCGGCGACCCGAAAGCCGCCCAGCCCAUCUCCCCCUCCGCCAAGAGGAGCCGGCGGUCGGUCCAGAAGCGAGUGGUAUCGGUACCCAUCCCCGGCGACGGCGACGGAUCGCGGCCCAACGGCGGCAGCGGUGGCGGCGAGGGAGCUCCGCGGACCGAUUCGUGGGCCUGGAGAAAGUACGGCCAGAAGCCGAUCAAGGGCUCCCCUUACCCGCGGGGCUACUAUAGAUGCAGCAGCUCGAAGGGGUGCCCGGCGAGGAAGCAGGUGGAGCGGAGCCGAGUGGACCCCACCAUGCUCGUCGUCACCUACUCCUUCGACCACAACCACCCCGGGCCACUCCCCAAGAACCACCGGCACCCCAAGCCUUGGCCGCCGCCGCCGCUGGCGGCACCGCCCGUCGAGGACCCCUCACCGAUCCACGAGAGCACGCCCGAAUCCAUCGUUCUGGAUGAAAAGUUCUCCAAUCUGAUCGGAGAAGAGCCGUCCCUCACGAUCCACGACGAGAUCCGGUGGUUCUCAGACGUAGGAUCGCCGUCCUCCACCUCGCCCCUGGCGGCCGCGGAGAAUCUGCCUUUUGGCUCGAUCUUCGCCGGCGCCGCGGUGGAUGGGGAAGAGAGAGAGCUGCCGGAGGAGUGCGGCGGCGAAGAGAUGGUGGAUGGGGAGGAGGACGGGACGUUCGCUGGGCUCGGGGAGCUGCCGGAGUGCGCGGUGGUGUUCCGGAGAGAGAGGUCGCGGCUGGCGCCGGCAUCGUGGUGAGGGAGCACCGGAUGAAUCGGAGGCGGCGGCGAUCAAGGUGGGAGAGGUUUGACUGACGAUGACGGCGUGGCGUGCGCCGUACGAUUAUUGCCUAAUUUUUCUCGUUAUUUUCGCGCUUACAUAGUUUCCUUUUCUUUUCCGUUCAUGAUUUCAAUAAUUUUUUUUUUUUUCCAACGGGAGCUUAAGAAAAAUAUAAAGAUAAAGAUUGGGGUUUCGUCGUUUCUUUGUGUUUGUUUUGGAUGGCAUGGGAAAAUGCUCCGCCCGCCGGCCCAUCAUCGUCAUGCGUGUGCGAAGCCGAUGGGUGGCGCAGCAGCCCCAUGUGCGUCACGUGUCUCUACUUUACCGCAUGUAGGCCAUAGGACUUGAAUUGUUUGCUUGCUUCAAUUGGUAAUUAUUCUCAUUUUCAAUAAGAAAAUGCUUUGUUCGCUUGGAUCCUAAA
Molecule: messenger RNA, 1588 nt
Organism: Phoenix dactylifera (date palm)
Lineage: Eukaryota; Viridiplantae; Streptophyta; Magnoliopsida; Arecales; Arecaceae
Product: putative WRKY transcription factor 65
Biological process (GO): regulation of DNA-templated transcription
Cellular component (GO): nucleus
Molecular function (GO): DNA-binding transcription factor activity; transcription cis-regulatory region binding
Source: RefSeq, a predicted model, not a curated record